This is a messenger RNA of Paraglomus brasilianum, 978 nucleotides long. The record is from the annotation of a GenBank genome assembly. Lineage: Eukaryota; Fungi; Glomeromycota; Glomeromycetes; Paraglomerales; Paraglomeraceae.
AUGUGUUUUAGUUUGAAAGAGGUGCUAUCUCAUGAAGACAUCCGUUUUAUGCGGGAGUAUCUACGUCAACAUGGCGGUAGUCUUUUCAUGAACCUUGAGGGAUUGAUAAAUCGUCCUACAAAACAAUCAAAAAAUAAAAAAAGGCUAAAGAAAGACGGGAAACUGCCAAAGCCACCGAACCCAUGGAUACUGUUCUAUCGGAAUUAUUGCGCGAAGAUAGCGAAAAGUAAGCUUGCAAGUCACCUCGAACAACGUAAUGUGAACGGGAAACGCACAGUUGUCCGGAAUACCGAAAACGCCUCGGACGAGUGGAGCGUAUUGGAGCCACAUCAUAAGAGAUUUUAUGAACUGUUGGCGGAAAUUGCCAAGUUCGUGCACACCAGCAUGCCGUCAAGAGAAGAGAUUUCUCAAUGGCUAGAAAGUAUUGGCUACAAGCCACCCGACAGCAGAGAAUGCGACAACGGUGGUCAGCUAUAUGUGGGCAAUAGUCGUUUUGGCCUCGCUAUGGUACGCAUGCCGCUAACUACCAGCGUUGAUGGAAUGAACCCAGGCAAUAACUCAAUAAGGCUGUUGUUGCAAGGACAUCCUGAAUUUCGCACAGCUCCCACGAUUGCAAAUAUUGCCUAUCUUGCUACGAGUCCGAAUAGUCUUGCGGCAUCAACUAACCAACAUCAUGAGCAGAAUAAUAUUCUUGGUCCGUAUCCGGAGUUUCAUACUGACGAAGUUGCUGACUCAUCGACUCUCACAACUGCACCGCCAGUCUACGAAUAUGCAAAUCCCUUUCCGGCGUCAACUGGACAACAACAUUACGAGGGAGGCAGAAAUUUUGUGGAGGGUCUGGACCUUCCUACCGGCGAAAAUGCUGCCCCUCCUAAUCUCGCAACUGCAACCGCUGAACAAGAUAGUUUUGAUGGUUACGUGAAAGGUUUGGAGCUUGAUCAUUCCGAAUUUUCUGAACCUCUCGCUGAUCUUUUUUAG